Molecule: messenger RNA, 1185 nt
Organism: Neltuma alba
Lineage: Eukaryota; Viridiplantae; Streptophyta; Magnoliopsida; Fabales; Fabaceae
Product: rac-like GTP-binding protein RHO1
Exons: 8
Coding region: 246-836 (196 amino acids)
Biological process (GO): small GTPase-mediated signal transduction
Molecular function (GO): GTP binding; GTPase activity
Source: RefSeq, a predicted model, not a curated record
GUCAUAUAAAAUUGUCAAAAAAAGGAAAUUUUACAAGUUUAGAGAAUCAUAAAUAAAAUAACAAUAGCACCACCACCAGAGAGGGGAUUGUUGGUGAAGAUUGGUUCGCUCAACGAACGCUUCAACGGCAAAAUUUCCCGGCCAAAGGGAUCUGCAAUUGAAGUAGAAGCAUCAGAAGGAGAAAUCAGAGGGGCGUGUGAUCGUGUCCUCAGGCGAAGAUCUGAGGCUUUCAAUAUUCAACAAAGAUGAGCGCUUCUAGGUUCAUAAAGUGCGUCACUGUUGGGGAUGGAGCUGUGGGCAAGACAUGUUUGCUAAUAUCCUAUACCAGCAAUACCUUUCCCACUGAUUAUGUGCCAACUGUCUUCGACAAUUUCAGUGCAAAUGUGGUUGUCAAUGGAAGCACUGUUAAUUUGGGUUUGUGGGACACUGCUGGACAAGAAGAUUAUAACAGAUUAAGACCUUUGAGUUACCGUGGUGCUGAUGUUUUCAUACUGGCUUUCUCUCUCAUAAGCAAAGCCAGUUACGAAAAUGUUUCCAAAAAGUGGAUUCCAGAGUUGAAGCAUUAUGCACCCGGUGUCCCCAUAGUUCUGGUCGGCACAAAGCUUGACCUUCGGGAUGAUAAGCAGUUCUUCAUAGACCAUCCAGGUGCUGUACCAAUUACCACGGCUCAGGGAGAAGAGCUUAGGAAGCUGAUCAAUGCACCUGCUUACAUUGAAUGCAGUUCGAAAACCCAGCAGAAUGUGAAGGCAGUGUUCGAUCAAGCCAUAAGAGUUGUUCUUCAACCGCCAAAGCAGAAGAAAAAGAAAAAUAAAGCAAAGGCCUGUUCCAUAUUAUGAUUUACUAGGUGUAUACAUUGGACAGCCCUCUCUGUUCCGCCUGUUUCUCUGCCCCUGUUGCUUUUUAAUCAUUCAUUUGCAGCUGAAGAAGUGGGAAUCUAUAUGGGUGUUGGUCUGACGGUACUCUAGAUCUCCUUGAAGCAUGAGGUGGUUUUGAUUCUUUGCUUUCUAGGAAUUGUUGUGAACUCUAAUUGUCAAAUUUGCAUUUCAUGGUUCCCCGCUUUUUUUCUUAACUUACUGUUUCGAUUUAUGUAUUAAUAGACUGGGAUAUCCCAGUUAGGAGAACAGCCUUGUUUGCUUGAAGAUAUAUACAUCUAAAUUAAUUAAUUUGUAUUCUGGUGUUAGGCUU